AUGGAAAUUAUUGUUCUAGGAUUCUACGAGUGUCCAGAUCUUCAGCUGAUUUUAUUCAUGAUGUUUCUUCUCAUGUACUUGGUAGCCUUGUUAGGGAACCUCACUAUUCUUACUGUGAUAUUUACCAUCCCACAUCUCCAUACCCCUAUGUACUACUUUUUAUGCAAUCUAUCAGUCCUGGACAUUACUUUCAUAUCAACUGUUCUUCCCAAACUGUUAGAUAUAUGCUUAACUGGGAACCAAUCAAUCACCUACACAGGUUGCUUCACUCAGAUGUUUUUCACCAUCAUAUGUGUGGAUGCAGAAUAUUCCCUUUUAGCUUCCAUGGCGUAUGACCGUUACUCUGCAAUAUGUCACCCUUUACGCUACCCUUAUCUCAUGAAUGCUAGUCUUUGUGUGUAUUUGGCUCUGGUCUCAUGGUGUAUUGGAUUCAUGGAAUCCUUCAUGUUUUUAGGAAUGAUUUCACAAAAAUACUUCUGUGGACCAAGAGUCAUAAAUCAUUUGUUUUGUGAACUCAGACCACUUAUUGAGUUGUCGUGCACCGGGACACAAGACACAGACUUAGCAAUUAAGAUUACGGGGGUGCUAUUUGGAUUUGUUCCUUUUGCCUUCAUCAUAAUGAGCUACAUCUUUAUUAUAUCCUCUAUUCUGUGUAUCCGCUCCAAUGAUGGAAAGCGGAAAGCCUUCUCCACGUGCUCUUCACACCUCACAGUGGUCAUCUUGUUUUUUGUGACAAUCCUUGGCGUGUACAUGAGACCCAAGUCCACCAAUUCUAUAAAACUAGACAAGGUUUUUGCAGUUUUGUACACAUCUUGUAUUCCUAUGUUUAAUCCCAUUAUUUAUAGCCUAAGAAAUAAAGAGGUGAAGCAGGCUGUCUAUCAGAUGAGGAACCAUAUUGUGAACAAAAUGGGUCUCAUCUAA
This is a messenger RNA of Bombina bombina (fire-bellied toad), 921 nucleotides long. Its product is annotated as olfactory receptor 5V1-like. Lineage: Eukaryota; Metazoa; Chordata; Amphibia; Anura; Bombinatoridae. The coding region runs from base 1 to 921 and encodes 306 amino acids. Gene Ontology annotation, cellular component: membrane. Gene Ontology annotation, biological process: G protein-coupled receptor signaling pathway. The transcript has a single exon. Gene Ontology annotation, molecular function: olfactory receptor activity; G protein-coupled receptor activity. The record is from RefSeq and is a predicted model, not a curated record.